Phyllostomus hastatus (greater spear-nosed bat) is the source of this 7044-nucleotide messenger RNA. RefSeq names its product ATPase phospholipid transporting 10B (putative) (gene ATP10B). Gene Ontology annotation, biological process: phospholipid translocation. Gene Ontology annotation, cellular component: plasma membrane. Gene Ontology annotation, molecular function: ATP hydrolysis activity; ATP binding; ATPase-coupled intramembrane lipid carrier activity. Bases 338 to 4729 code for a protein of 1463 amino acids. NCBI's taxonomy places the organism in Eukaryota, Metazoa, Chordata, Mammalia, Chiroptera, Phyllostomidae. The record is from RefSeq and is a predicted model, not a curated record. The transcript has 25 exons.
GGGGCUGGGGCUGCCUGCUCAGACCAGUGAUGACAGGGGAGCUCCCACUGGCUGUUCCUCCUCUCUGAUGGGGUAACUGGAGGCGGUGGCAACCCAGCCUCCCUCCCUAGUGGCCCCACCAGAAUGAAAACACCCAAGGAGUGUUGACUCCUCCAGCAGAGCUCCCGAGUCUGCACCCAGGAGGAGAUGCCAACCCAAGUUAUUUAGAAGAAGAGAAACACCAUUUCCAGAGCUGUUGGUAUUCCUGUGUUUGGCUUGCUCGGACAGGAAGGUUGGAACUGGUGGCACUCGUGUCGAUGAAAGCAGCAGUGUGAACAACCGUAGCCUGCUGCAGGAAAUGGCCCUCUCGGUGGACUCAUCCUGGCCCCGGUGGCAGUGGCGACUCAGAGAUGACCACCUCCAGCAUCCAUCUGAAGCCACACCGCUGCUGUCCCCAGAGAAGGGGAGGCAGAGCUACAACCUGACACGGCAGCGGGUCGUGUUCCCCAACAACGACACAUUCCACCGGGACUGGGCAAAGGUCUCCAGGAGAUACUCCGGCAACCGGAUCUGCACGACCAAGUACUCACUCCUCACCUUCCUGCCCCAGAACCUCCUGGAGCAGUUUCACAGGUGGGCCAACCUCUACUUCCUGUUCCUGGUGAUUCUGAACUGGAUGCCCGCCAUGGAGGUUUUCCACCGGGAAAUCACCAUGUUACCACUGGCCACUGUCCUGUUCAUCAUCAUGGUCAAGGACGGCAUGGAGGACUUCAAGAGAUACCGCUUUGACAGAGAGAUAAACUGCUCCCACAUCCAGAUAUAUGAGAGGAAAGAACAGCGCUACGUGCAGAAACACUGGGAGGAUGUGCGUGUGGGGGACUUCAUCCAGAUGCACUGCAAUGAGAUCGUCCCGGCCGACAUACUGCUCCUCUUUUCCUCGGACCCCAGCGGCAUCUGCCACCUGGAAACCGCCAACCUGGAUGGAGAGACGAACCUCAAACAGAGGCGUGUGGUGAAGGGCUUCUCCCAGCAGGGGGUACAGUUCGAACCAGAACGUUUCCACAGCACCGUCGUGUGUGAGAAACCCAACAACCACCUCAGCAGAUUCAAGGGUUAUAUGGAGCGCCCUGACCAGACCAGGACCGGCUUUGGCAGUGAGAGUCUUCUGCUUCGAGGCUGCACCAUCCGAAACACCGAGGUGGCUGCUGGCAUCGUCAUCUAUGCAGGCCACGAGACGAAAGCCAUGCUGAACAACAGCGGCCCGCGGUACAAACGCAGCAAGAUCGAGCGCCGCAUGAACACCGAUAUCUUCUUCUGCAUCGGGCUCCUCUUCCUCAUGUGCCUCAUCGGAGCGAUAGGCCACAGCCUGUGGAACAGGACCUUCAGGGAGCACCCUCCCUUCGACGUGCCAGAUGCCAAGGGCAGCUUCCUACCCCUCGCCCUGGAGGGCUUCUACAUGUUCCUCACGAUGAUCAUCCUGCUCCAGGUGCUGAUCCCGAUCUCGCUGUACGUGUCCAUCGAGCUGGUGAAGCUCGGGCAAGUCUUCUUCCUGCACAACGACCUCGACCUGUACGACGAAGAGACUGACUCGCCCAUUCAGUGCCGGGCCCUCAACAUCACGGAGGACCUGGGCCAGAUCCAGUACGUCUUCUCUGACAAGACGGGGACGCUGACGGAGAACAAGAUGGUGUUCCGGCGCUGCACCAUCGUGGGCAGCGAGUAUUCUCACCAGGAAAAUGCCAAGCGACUGGAGAUCCCAAAGGAGCUGGACUCGGACAGUGAAGAGUGGACCCAAUACCAGUGCCUGUCCUUCCCAUCCAGGAGGGCCCAGGGUCCGGCAGCCACAAGGAGCCAAGGCGGGGGCCAGCCUCUGAGGAGGAGCCAGAGCGCCCAGGUGCCCAUGCAGAGCCACUCCCGACAAAGGUCGGUCGGGCGCUGGGAAAACGCACAGUCCCCGGUGGCCUUCAGCAGCUCCAUAGAAAAAGAUGUGACUCCAGAUAAAAACCUACUGACCAAGGUGCAAGAGGCUGCCCUGUGGCUGGGGACCUUGCCAGACUCCAGACCCACCAGGCCUGCCCUCUCCACCACCUCCUCCAUCGCUGACUUCUUCCUCGCCCUAACCAUCUGCAACUCCGUCAUGGUCUCCACCACCACCGAGCCCAGACAGAGGGUCACCAUGCCCCCCUCCACCAAGGCUCUGGGGACGUCCCUGGAGAAGAUCCAGCAGCUCUUCCAGAAGUUGAAGCUUUUGAGCCUCAGCCAGUCUUUCUCAUCCACUGCGCCCUCUGGCACCGACCUGGGGGAGAGCUUGGGGACCAACAUGCCCACUACGGACUCGGAUGAAAAAGAGGACGAUGCCUCUGUUUGCAGCGGAGGCUACUCCACUGAUGGCAGCUGCAGGAGCAGCACGUGGGACCAAGGUGACAUGCUGGUGUCUGGGUCGGGCGCCUCCUUGGAGGCGGCUCUGGAGGAUCCGGCCCUAGGCCUGGCCGGCUCUGAACUGUGUUACGAGGCCGAGAGCCCUGAUGAGGCCGCCCUGGUGCACGCUGCCAAUGCCUACAGCUUCACGCUCAUGUCCCGGACACCCGAGCAGGUGACUGUGCGCUUGCCCCAGGGCACCUGCCUCACUUUCAAUGUCCUCUGCACCCUGGGCUUUGACUCUGUCAGGAAGAGAAUGUCUGUGGUGGUGAAGCACCCGCUGACAGGUGAGAUCAUCGUCUACACCAAGGGCGCCGACUCGGUGAUCAUGGACCUGCUGGAAGACCCUGCCCGCGUGACUGAUGCUGAUGUGGAAAAGAAGGUGAGGAGAAUCCGAGCCCGGACCCAGAAGCACCUAGACUUGUACGCAAGAGACGGCCUCCGAACUCUGUGCAUCGCCAAGAAGGUCAUAAGCGAGGAGGACUUCCGGCGGUGGGCCAGUUUCCGGCACGAGGCUGAGGCGGCCCUUGAAAACCGAGAGGAGCUUCUGAUGGAGACCGCACAGCAUCUGGAGAAUCAGCUCACCUUACUCGGAGCCACUGGGAUCGAAGACCGGCUGCAGGAGGGAGUGCCCGACACGGUGGCCGCUCUGCGGGAAGCCGGGAUCCAGCUCUGGGUCUUGACGGGAGAUAAGCAGGAGACAGCAGUCAACAUCGCCCACUCCUGCAGACUGUUGGAUCAGACCGACACCGUGUACUCCAUCAACACCGAAAAUCAGGAGACCUGUGAAUCCAUCCUCGACUGCGCACUGGAAGAGGUAAAGCAAUUUCAUGGACCACAGAAGCCAGACCGCAAGCUCUUUGGGUGGUGCCUGCCUUCUGAGACACCCGCCCCCACCUCGGGAGCGGCCGUUCCGAAGGUUGGAUUGGUCAUCGAUGGGAGAACGCUGAACACCAUCUUCCAGGGGAAGCUGGAGAAGAAGUUUCUGGAGCUGACCCAGCACUGCCGGUCCGUCCUGUGCUGCCGCUCCACCCCGCUGCAGAAGAGCGUGAUCGUCAAGCUGGUGCGAGACAAGCUGGGCGUCAUGACGCUUUCCAUAGGUGACGGAGCAAACGACGUCAGCAUGAUUCAGGCUGCGGAUAUCGGGAUCGGAAUAUCUGGACAGGAAGGCAUGCAGGCUGUCAUGUCCAGCGACUUCGCCAUCUCCCGCUUCAGCCACCUCAAAAAGCUGCUGCUCGUGCACGGCCACUGGUGUUACUCGCGGCUGGCCAGGAUGGUGGUGUACUACUUCUACAAGAACGUGUGCUACGUCAACCUGCUCUUCUGGUACCAGUUCCUGUGCGGUUUCUCGGGCUCCACCAUGAUCGACUACUGGCAGAUGAUCUUCUUCAAUCUCUUCUUCACCUCGCUGCCUCCUCUCGUCUUCGGGAUCCUCGAUAAAGACGUCUCUGCGGAAACGCUCCUGGCGCUGCCCGAGCUGUACAAGAGCGGCCAGGACUCCGAGUGCUAUAACCUGCGAACCUUCUGGAUCUCCAUGAUGGAUGCGUUCUACCAGAGUCUCGUCUGCUUCUUCGUCCCUUACCUGACCUACAGGGACUCCGACAUCGACGUCUUCACCUUUGGGACCCCCAUCAACACCAUCUCCCUCGCCACCAUCCUCCUGCACCAGGCAAUGGAAAUGAAGACCUGGACCGUCAUCCACGCGCUGGUGCUCGCCGGCAGCUUCCUGAUGUACUUUGUGGUGUCCCUAGUGUACAACGCCACCUGCGUCACCUGCAACAGCCCCGCCAACCCCUACGGCGUGAUGGAAGGCCAGCUCUCGGACCCCACCUUCUACCUCGUCAGCUUCCUCACACCGGCCAUGGCUCUUCUCCCAAGGUACUUUUUCUUAUCUCUACAAGGGACAUACGGGAAGUCCCUGAUCACCAAAGCUCAGAAAAUUGACCAACUCCCAGCAGACAAGAGAGACCUGGAGAUCCAGAGCUGGAGAAGCAGGCACGUGCCUGCCCCUGUCCCCGGGGGGCCUCAGCCCACCCGCCGCCCGGUGCCACCUGUCCCUGAGCGGGACUUCAGGACCAGCACCCCAAAGAGCUCCGGCCCCCCCAAGCAGAAGUGCAAAGAGAACCAGGGGGUGCACGGAGAGAGAAGCAGCAGAGAGCACAUGAGGGAUGACCCGUGCUCAGCAGACCCCUCAGUUAAUCUCUCCUCCAGAGAGCACCUCCUUCUGGGCGGCAUGAUGGCCCCCGGGCCCCCCGAGAGUGGACAGACCGGUGCAUACCAGCGCUCGAGCAGGGGCAGCCAUCGCCGAUCCCAGAGUUCGAUGACCAUAUGAGGUGCCUGCAGAAACCCUCGCAUGCUCAGAGGAGGCCGCCCUGGCACUGGCCCCAUGGAUCCAAGACGACUCCUCUUCACAAAGGACAGAAGGAGCCAGUCCUACUCUUUCAUCCCCACCAGUCUUGACUUCCUUGGAGAAGUGCUGGUCCCAAGGGGUUUGACCAAAAAAAAAGACUGGAAACCAGUCAACCUCUAGUUUUCUCCUGCUGCCAGGCAGCACAUCUUGCAAACAGUUUUCUAAAGAGGCUCCGUUUCUGUGGCACUGAGUUCCCAAAUGUUUUAGCUCAGAGACGGUCUUCUGAUCUGCUAGAAAAGUACAACCUAACAGGCCCAAUGCGUAAGUUUCCAAGAUUCCAAGAAAUACAUCCAUCCAGGCGAUCUCUCAGGCUAUGGAAGUUUCUGGGCUUGUCAAACCAUCACCUCACCCCGUGGGCACCAGAGUUUCAAUUUCAGAAGAGACCCAUACACACUAGGGUUUCGUCUUGUUGGUGCUGCAGAGAUGGCCGUGUCGGGGUUAACACCUCUUCCAACCACAAAGAGUUGGAUCGCUUUUUGUCUCUAAGCCAAAGAAAACCACAUCUGAAGAUUAAAACUGGACCUGAACUCAGUGCCACAAACACGUCAGGGGGCUGUAGGGCCACAGCCGGUGGUGUAAGAGGCAGAAAGAACCUCUGUUCUUUCUUGGUGUGCUUCCGCACACUAAGGGAAAUGUGUGUCUCAGGACCCAGGCUUCAGCUGACAGACCCUAUGUCCCACAGCCUCGGGAAUCCACCGAGAGGGCAGCACUUUUUGUAAAGCUAUUUAUUGUAUUUAUUUUUAAAGAAAAGGACUCCUGCUCAUCCAGCUCUCGGAACAGGAAAACGCUGAGGCCAGUAGAUCUUAGCACACCUGCACCCAGAAUUAGACCCACAGGAUAGGAGCAAUGCGGAGCCAAAACAAUGACACCUCUAAGGGUAGGGUCCAUGUCAAACCCUAUUCAUUAAGCCCAGCCCAGAGGAGCACCAUCGGGAAGACACAGGCACAUGCUUCCAUUCAGCUGGGGAGACUCACAGGGAGUCUCAUUCACGGGGAAAAGAAGGACUUCCUAGGCUUCUUAACCCUAGAGGUAGUGAAUUCCAAAAACGUAACCACUCAAAACAGUGUUGAAAUAAAAGAAUGGAAGGUAGAAUUCUAACAGGCUCUCCAGAGAAGCCAGGUCUUCAAUGGUCAAGCAGAGCCUGUCCCUAGUCUUUCGAGGCAAGUCAGGGAGAGCUACUAAACCCUUUCUCCUUCAGGCGGUGCCUCUACGUCAGGCAAAAAUCCCUUUGGGUUAGGAAUGAACAGGAUGAGCCUUUGAGCCCCAAGAGUCAGCCACCUGGCUUGAGUAACUUCUCAGCAACGAUGCCCGAACAGAUCUCCACAACCAACUUGGCAAACGGCAGACUGAGCUGGUCCUCCGACCACCUGCAGACAAACCUGAACUGGAGCAGCUGUUUGGAGCGCCAUCCUGGAGCCAAAACGCCGGAUCUCUUUCACUGACUCCCACGCAAUGACACCAGCAGCACUGGCCAGCUGGUGGGUAUUCAGGGGAGUCCUGUGAUACAAUGACAUGCAUUAUCCCAAAAGAGGGGAUUGAGCCAAAACCUGGAUCUCAGGGUCCCUUACUCCAUGUGAUUCCUGCCCGGCCAGCCCCGAAAGCCAGACGAGCCAGGGUGUUUCAGAAGAGAACUGGGGAGUGGGAAGAACACAGCCUCAGGCGAGCUGGGACCUAGAUCUUUACUCCCUAGAGCCAGGAGCCUUGAAGCAGGAAGCCCCACCUACAAAUUAGGGUUGAACUGCCCUACCUCCAAGCUGGGCAUAAGGAUCCAGUCAAAAUGGAGGGAGUGGAGGGGAGGGGAAAAUGCUUUGAAAGAUGUCACACCCUCGAUAAUGACACAGGGAUUUUUAUUUCAGAGCUGAGAGGAACAGAGGUGACAGAGAAGUUGAGAAAGUGUCCGAUCCUGGCACCUAAAUGCCAAACCAUAGCCGGCAUUGUGAUGCUGCUCUGUCUCGGGCAUGACCGACCCUCCCCGUUAGCCGGGAUUUUCCCAGCUUCAGCGCUGCAAGUCCCCCGUCCUGAGAACCUCCUCCGGCCCGGCCGGCUGGGGCAAUGGGCCACCCACUCCUGCCCUUUGUAAACCAAAUCAGCUGUGACCGUGCAGCGUAACUAUUCACCUACAACAUCACGUUAAUGAUUGCACUUAAUACAUUUUUAUACUUUUAUGUUCUUUUACUGAGUGGCUGGAAAAUGUGUCAUCCUUUGUUGAUAGAAAUAAACAAAUGUUUUUUUCAGAA